AUGCCUGCUCAAAGAGGACCACAGACAUUAAGUUUUGUGCAGUGGUUCGUGCGAACAGCUGUUUUCGUUGUGUUCUAUGCCGGGCAGUCAAUUGCGCUCAAUUUUUCACAAUUUCUUAGCCUUCUAUUUCUUUGGCCACUUCAAAAUAACCUUUAUCACAAUUAUAUUAAACAUACCCAGAGAUGUUUUGGCAUUCUUCUAGUUGCCAUCAAUCAAUUCUUUGCACCUAGCAAUUUUGUGAUCACAUUGGAUAAAUCCACUGAAGAUAUUUUAAAACAAAGUUGGAAUGGAGCUAAAAUAGAUUUGGAUAUGCCCGAAAGACUUAUAUUAAUAGCAAAUCAUCAAAUAUACGCUGAUUGGGUAUACAUAUGGGUAUUUUCGUAUUUGGCUAACGCUCAUGGUGCCAUUAAGAUCAUCUUAAAAGAUUCCUUGAAAUGGCUACCAAUAUUUGGUUGGGUAAGAAUUGUUUAUGAUUAUGAUUAUGGUAUGCGAUUUUUCCAAUUCAUCUUUUUGAAACGAAAUUGGACUGUUGAUAAAGGCCCAUUGUCAAAGACGUUAUCGAGUCUCUCCGCCUCCAAGGAACCUUUAUGGUUGCUUAUAUUUCCAGAGGGAACAGUGGUAUCCGAUGUGACACGUAUAGCGUCCAAAAAAUUUGCGGAUAAAGUUGGACUGCAUGUAUUACUACCACGAUCCACAGGGUUAUAUUUUUGUACUAGAUCAUUGCAUAAAACCGUUGAUUAUAUAUAUGAUCUAACUAUCGGGCUGGAAGGGGUGGAGAGAGGAGAAUUUCCAGAAGAGAUAUACACGUUAUUAAAAAUUUAUUUUGAGGGACGAUAUCCUCGUAAUAUACAUUUGCAUAUUCGAAGGUAUGCGAUUUCAGAGAUACCGGAGGACGAAGAUAAAUUUACGGCGUGGUUAAGACAAAGGUGGAUAGAAAAGGAUGCAUUAUUGGAAGAAUUUUAUGCAAAAGGACAUUUUACGGGAUAUGGUUCACCGAGGGUUGUGCCAAUGAAGUUAAAUAGUGUAUUUGAAUUAGCGCAAAUUUGGUAUUUCAUUGUACCAUUAGUUCCUUUAAUGUGGUAUUUUUCGAAUAAUCUUUUUAAUAAUAAGUUCACAUCAUCUUUGAUGUGA
Funneliformis mosseae is the source of this 1131-nucleotide messenger RNA. NCBI's taxonomy places the organism in Eukaryota, Fungi, Glomeromycota, Glomeromycetes, Glomerales, Glomeraceae. The record is from the annotation of a GenBank genome assembly.